UCCGGUGCUGCGCGUGCGCAGUGGUUUGGAGGUCACCGUGUGCGUGUGGAGGGGCCGCCAUGUCCUGGAUCUUCGGCUUGAACAAGGGGCCGCCGCCGGCCGCCGGUGAUCAGGCGGCUCCGGGGCCGCCGCCAGUCCCGCCUCCGCCCGGGGGUGGCGGCGGCGAUGGGUCCGAUCGCGAUCGGCACAAGGACAAAUGGAGCAACUUCGACCCGACCGGCCUGGAGCGUGCGGCCAAGGCUGCCCGGGAACUGGACUCAUCCCGCCAUGCCAAGGAUGCACUGGAUCUCUCUCGGUUACAGGAGCAAACAGUCCAACUGGAGCAUCAAAGCCGCAUCAAGGAGUAUGAAGCUGCUGUGGAGCAACUCAGAUCUGAUCAGAUCAAAAUCCAAGGAGAAGAGAAGCGGAAGACACUUGCUGAAGAAACCAGGCAGCACCAGGCACGAGCUCAGUACCAGGACAAACUAGCAAGGCAACGAUAUGAUGACCAACUCCGCCAGCAGCAACUGUUGAAUGAAGAAAACCUGAGGAAACAAGAGGAAUCUGUUCAUAAACAAGAAUCUAUGCGGAGAGCUACAAUUGAACAUGAGAUGGAGCUCCGACACAAGAACGAGAUGCUGCGAAUCGAAGCCGAAGCCAAGGCUCGUGCUAAGGUGGAACGAGAAAACGCCGACUUAAUCAGAGAACAGAUCCGAUUGAAAGCUGCUGAGCACCGUCAAACUGUUCUUGAUUCCAUCAAGACAGCUGGGGCAGUGUUUGGAGAAGGAUUCCAGGCCUUCGUUUCUGACUGGGACAAAGUGACGGCCACAGUGGCUGGACUGACACUGCUGGCUGUUGGUGUUUACUCGGCCAGGAAUGCCACAGGAGUUGCUGGGCGAUAUAUUGAGGCUCGGCUGGGAAAACCUUCCCUGGUUCGGGACACGUCCCGCAUUACGUUAGUGGAAGCACUGAAACAUCCAAUCAAGGUUGGUAAACGUUUGAUGAGCAAGCCACAAGAUGCACUGGAGGGAGUCGUGCUGAGUCCAAAAUUAGAGGAACGUGUUAGAGAUAUUGCCAUAGCAACCAGAAACACCAAGAGUAACAAGGGACUAUACCGAAAUAUCCUCAUGUAUGGACCUCCAGGUACAGGGAAAACCCUUUUUGCUAAGAAACUAGCUGUACAUUCCGGCAUGGAUUACGCUAUCAUGACAGGUGGUGACGUGGCCCCCAUGGGACGUGAAGGUGUCACCGCCAUGCACAAAGUCUUUGACUGGGCAGCUACUAGCCGGAGAGGGCUUUUGCUGUUUGUGGAUGAGGCGGAUGCGUUCCUUCGAAAGAGAGCAACAGAAAAAAUCAGUGAAGAUCUGAGAGCAACAUUGAAUGCGUUCUUAUACCGAACAGGGGAGCAAAGUAACAAGUUUAUGCUGGUAUUGGCAAGCAAUCAACCAGAACAGUUUGACUGGGCCAUCAAUGAUCGUAUUGAUGAAAUCGUUAACUUUGGUCUACCAGGGCUAGAGGAGAGGGAACGGCUGGUUCGGUUAUAUUUUGACAAAUAUGUCCUGAAACCUGCCACAGAAGGAAAACAGCGCCUGAAAGUGGCCCAAUUUGACUAUGGCAAGAAAUGCUCCGAGAUUGCUUUGGUGACUGACGGGAUGUCGGGUAGAGAGAUCUCCAAGCUGGGGGUGGCCUGGCAGGCUGCAGCAUAUGCCUCCGAGGAUGGUGUCCUGACUGAAGCCAUGAUUGAUUCCAGGGUGACCGAUGCAAUUCGUCAGCACAAGCAGAAAAUGGAGUGGUUGAAAGACGAGGGCAGAGAGAAAACCCAAGGCACGCAGCAACCUUUGCCUUCCCUAUCAGAGGGUACACCGGUGUGAGUGUCCGAUGCAGUGUCUGCACCCUGUAGCUGGGCCAGGAAUCCCUGAAUUCAACUGCUGAGCACCAACGUAAAACGUGCGUCAGUUUAUACUGUCCAGUCUUGAAGGUUAUUCACCUCUGACUGCCCAAUGCUUGAGUAACUUUGCAUGUGGCUCUGACCCAGAACUGCAGUCAGUUCCUGUCCCAUUUGACCUGCAUCGUGCACUCAGGCAGACGUUUUCAGCUGAGGACAUGGCUUGUUACAGAGGAAAACAAAGGCAAUGCUGUGUGUCAAUCUGUCUCAGCAACUGAAGUAUCUGUGUCCUGCCAGAAAACUCCUCACAGCUGCUAGGUAUUCAAUGUGGACUCUGGGCUGGGACAAGAUUGUAAUGGUGAAUUCUGCAACUGAAAGACGUUUUGCAUUGAUGUGAGUUUGAUUCCUGGGUUCCUUUCUCAAAACGUUGAUCUCUCUAAUUUGCAAUUGGAACCACCAUGCUCAAGACCGAAUCCCUUUGACUGCCUACCUCAGAUGCAUUUCUUGAAAUAAACAUUUUCAGUAACUUUCCAGUAACUGUUCACACAGAUCAUGGGAUUCACGUUGUACAAUAGUGCAUUAGUGGUAGGACUGGGAAAUCUUUGGUUUGGAACUGAACAGGUUAUUCAACUGAGUUUUACUCUGAGAAAUUAAACCCAUUAUAAGUUAUUGAACCUUAUAAGUAAACUAGGAAUGAGGACUUCUUCCACGCAGAGUCCAACUCUGUCCGCUUGUCAAAUGUAAUGGCAUAUUGUUGAGACGUGUUGACUGACAUAACCCACUGGAAUUAAAUGAGACUGCUGGCCAGAUCCUGUUUGUCUUGCUCUCAUGUGGAUGAUUAUUAAUCCAUCUAGUAAUCGUAUGAUCCUAGAAUUCCUGCUGAUGACAUUAUUGGGUCAGAUUACCAACUUCCUUAUUUAAUCCUUUCCAUUAGCUUCUAAAUAAGAGCUAAAAAAAAAUUAGAUUUUUCAAUCUAUUAAAAUUGUUUAAAUUAAACAUUUAAUUUAUCCCUUUUCAGUUGGAAUAACUUUAAAGACUUUUCACUGCUGGUGAAUUAUUUUGCAGGCAAACUGAUUUCUAGAAAUAGAAAACUUCAUUCUUAUUUCAUAGGGUUAAAAUACUGCGGUGUCUCUUGUAGUUCUGUGCCAACCCAGCUGCUGACUACUUUGGACCAAAGCCAAUAUUUAAACAAAAUAUUAACUUAGAACUAUUCAAUCACGGUGAAAACCCAUUUUUUCCCCCUCAUUCUUGCCUUGUUCCUGAGACGGUCUCUUUCAUCCUGCACCGUAUCCCUCUCAAGUUGCCCACUUAAUAGCGGAUAGAGGUUAAAGCUGAGAUCCAUUGAUCUUUAGUGAGAAUAUAUUUUAGUGUGGAAACUGGUAUAAAGUUGAAUGAAAAGGCAAUAUCAUGCACUGAAUUUCUGAGUAAAGAAACACUUUGCCCUCUUCCUUCCUUGCUGGUGGUGAAAGGUUUGAGUCAGUUGGCAGCUUUUGAUCUCCCAACCUGGAGGACUUCCAAAAGUUUCUGCCCAGAACAAUGUACUGGGGGAAGAAAUGACUUGUUAUGGCUUCAGCACAUCCCAUUCAAUUGGCAAUAAUAAAACAAAAGGAUUCCCUUUUAAAAGGGAGAAGGGAACUGGCUCUCGGUGUGCUGAUACCUACAGAUCUUGUCCAGGGUUCAGUUACACAGAGCGUGGGAAGGGUUAGUUAUGGAGUCAGCUCUGAGAAUGCUGAGGCAACAGUUUGUGGUUUCCGAAAUCCAACAGUUUCAUCCUGUUUAAACCAAUGACUACAUAUGGUAUUUGUUGAUGUUGAGCUAAGUACAAAGGGCCUAGUUUUGGAUCUGGCAUAUUAAUCCUGUAAAUUAUGGUUAUUUGCCUCUAUUUUAAAAUAGUAAAGCUUAGCCCUCAAUGAAAGGUCCAUGUAAUCUGUAAAUGGAUCUAAGUAAUGCUUUUAGUGACCUCUUGUCCUCUUUUUAUAUUCCCCUCCUCCCCCCCCCCCCCCCCCCCCCCCCCAUGUCCCUACCUCUCUCUCUGGAAUGUUCUGUCCUUCCCAGUGGCUCUAGAAUGGUUGGUGCUGAGCUGCCAUUGAAGACUGUAAACUCCAUUGAAAGUGAAAGUACAGCAGUGUACUUUGAAUCAUGUUUGGGCAAGUGGGUGGUGGGGUUUCUGAUCUGCUGCAUAUAUUCUAAAUGCUCUGUUAAUUGUUGAAGCAAUCCUAAUAAUCUUACAGUGGGAAGCCAUGUAUUUCCUUUUGUAUGUUUUUAAGUUGGAACUGAUUCAGUCUUUUUUUUAAACAUCAUCACUAUAUUCCAACAUGGAAUGAUUUCAAUUUGGUAAAUCCUUUUUUAUUGGAUUAAACAUGUAAAUCCUGCUCAUCUAAUAAACUGAGAUUAUAACAUGUUAG
Pristis pectinata (smalltooth sawfish) is the source of this 4269-nucleotide messenger RNA. It is a transcript of the gene atad3, whose product is annotated as ATPase family AAA domain containing 3. The record is from RefSeq and is a predicted model, not a curated record. Gene Ontology annotation, cellular component: mitochondrion. Gene Ontology annotation, biological process: mitochondrion organization. The transcript has 16 exons. NCBI's taxonomy places the organism in Eukaryota, Metazoa, Chordata, Chondrichthyes, Rhinopristiformes, Pristidae. Gene Ontology annotation, molecular function: zinc ion binding; ATP hydrolysis activity; ATP binding. The coding region runs from base 60 to 1850 and encodes 596 amino acids.